Sphenostylis stenocarpa is the source of this 1332-nucleotide messenger RNA. The record is from the annotation of a GenBank genome assembly. Lineage: Eukaryota; Viridiplantae; Streptophyta; Magnoliopsida; Fabales; Fabaceae.
AUGGGUCAAGGAACUCCGGGCGGCAUGAACCGCCAGGGCGACCGAAAGCCGGACGGCGGUGACAAGAAGGAGAAGAAGUUCGAGCCGGCGGCGCCGCCCACCCGCGUCGGGCGGAAACAGCGCAAGCAGAAGGGUCCGGAGGCGGCGGCACGUCUGCCGACGGUGACACCGGUGACAAAAUGCAAGUUGAGGCUGCUGAAGCUGGAGCGAAUCAAGGACUACCUGUUGAUGGAGGAGGAGUUCGUGGCCAAUCAGGAGCGCCUCAAACCUCAGGAAGAGAAGGCCGAGGAAGACAGAUCCAAGGUCGACGAUCUCCGAGGCUCUCCCAUGAGCGUCGGUAACCUCGAAGAACUCAUCGACGAGAACCACGCCAUUGUUUCCUCCUCCGUCGGCCCGGAGUACUACGUCGGAAUAUUGUCUUUCGUCGAUAAGGAUCAGUUGGAGCCUGGCUGUGCUAUUUUGAUGCAUAAUAAGGUUCUUUCUGUUGUUGGUCUUCUUCAAGAUGAAGUUGAUCCAAUGGUCUCUGUCAUGAAGGUUGAGAAGGCUCCUCUGGAAUCUUAUGCUGACAUUGGUGGUUUAGAUGCCCAAAUACAGGAAAUUAAGGAAGCAGUUGAGCUACCCCUGACGCAUCCUGAACUAUAUGAAGACAUUGGUAUCAAGCCUCCUAAGGGGGUCAUAUUAUACGGAGAACCUGGAACUGGGAAGACCUUACUUGCGAAGGCUGUGGCAAACUCAACCUCAGCAACAUUCUUACGUGUUGUUGGCAGUGAAUUGAUACAAAAAUACUUGGGAGAUGGCCCAAAACUUGUGAGGGAACUUUUCAGAGUUGCAGAUGAUCUUUCUCCUUCUAUUGUAUUCAUUGAUGAAAUUGAUGCUGUUGGUACAAAAAGGUAUGAUGCUCACUCAGGUGGAGAACGUGAAAUCCAAAGGACCAUGUUAGAGUUGCUGAACCAGUUAGAUGGUUUUGAUUCAAGAGGAGAUGUAAAAGUGAUUCUGGCAACCAAUAGAAUAGAAAGUCUUGAUCCAGCUUUGCUACGACCUGGUCGAAUUGACAGGAAAAUAGAAUUUCCUCUUCCUGAUAUCAAAACUAGGAGACGUAUUUUCCAGAUACACACAUCGAGGAUGACAUUAGCUGAUGAUGUCAACUUGGAAGAAUUUGUUAUGACUAAAGAUGAAUUCUCUGGAGCUGAUAUAAAGGCAAUAUGUACUGAAGCUGGUUUACUUGCUCUGCGAGAACGCCGGAUGAAGGUGACUCAUGCCGACUUUAAGAAAGCCAAGGACAAAGUGAUGUUUAAGAAGAAAGAAGGGGUGCCUGAAGGGCUGUAUAUGUGA